UGUAAGGGGGAUUGUGUUUCCUGUUUAAAGUUUACUCCCACUCCCCAGAGGUUGUUGAGUGUCGCAGCCUUUUCUCUCCGUAAGAAGCUCCAUCUGAAGGACCCAUCAGAGACCAGAUCCUGCUGAACCUGAACCCAGCUGUUUGUCCAUGAAGCCACCGUUAUGUUACAAAAAGAAGGUGACCUGUAACCGAGAGGAGAAUUAACAUGGACGAGAGGCUAGUUGAAAUGGAGCGGAGAGAAUUGAUGGAUCUAAUUAAAAUGGAGAGACGUAAACAUGAGACGGAGCGAAAUGCAAUGAAAAGUGAAAAUGAAAUGUUAAGAAGAAAAUUGAGGACGGUCUUGGGACUGGACUCUGAUGAUUCUGAACCUGAACCUGAACCCAGCUGUGUGUCCUUGAAGAGUGACUGGUCCAGGAAAACACCGUUAGCUUUCAGAAGACAUCCAAAGGAAGAGACCAAUCAGAGACCAGACCCUGCUGAACCUGAACCUGAACCCAGCUGUGUGUCCUUUAAGAGUGACUGGUCCAGGAAAACACCGCUAGCUUUCAGAAGACAUCCAAAGGAAGAGACCUUCAUGGGACCUGAACCUGAACCCAGCUGUGUGUCCUUUAAGAGUGACUGGUCCAGGAAAACACCGCUAGCUUUCAGAAGACAUCCAAAGGAAGAGACCAUCUUUGGACUGGACUCUGAAGCUGAACCUGAACCCAUCUGUGUGUCCAUGAAGAGAAACAGGUCCAUUGGGCCACCACUGUGUUUGAAAGGACAUCUCCCAACCACAGAGAGGAGACCAACGUCUCCUGAACCAGAACCCAGCUGUGUGUCCUUCAAGAGCGACUGGUCAAAGGAUAUUUUAAUUGAUUUUAAAAGACAACAACCCUCUGCUGAAAAAAGGAGGAGACUAGAGUCUCCUGAACCAGAACCUGAAACCAGCUGUGUGUCCUUCAAGAGCGACCGGUCGAAGGAUGUUAUUAUUGAUUUUAAUGGAGGACAACCCUCUGCUGCUGAGAGGAGGAGACCAACGUCUCCUGAACCAGAACCCAGCUGUGUGUCCUUCAAGAGCGACCGGUCAAAGGAUAUUUUAAUUGAUUUUAAAAGACAACAACCCUCUGCUGAAAAAAGAGAGGACCAGAAAAUCUCAGAGGUUCCCAGUGGUCAGUCUGCGCAGCAGCAUCAAACACACCUGGACUCCAUAUUUAUGCUGCUGGAGGAGAACAUUGUCACUUUUGUGAAGAACGAGCUGAAGAAGAUCCAGAAGGUUCUGAAUCCAGAUUACCCAGAAUGCUCAGAGAGUCAGAGGGACAAUGAGGAUGAAGAGCAGAGGAGGAGCAGCAGAGAGGCAUUUCUGAAGAUCACACUGCACUUCCUGAGGAGAAUGAAGCAGGACGAGCUGGCUGACUGUCUGCAGAGCAGAAGUCCAGCAGGAGUUUGUAAGCGUAAACUGAAAUCUCACCUAAACAAGAAGUUCCAGUGUGUGUUUGAGGGGAUUGCUAAAGCAGGAAACCAAACCCUUCUGAAUCAGAUGUUCACAGAGAUCUACAUCAUGGAGGAAGGGACUGCAGAGGUCAAUGAUGAACAUGAGGUCAGACAGAUUGAAACAGCAUCCAGGAAACCAGACAGACCAGAAACAACAAUCAGACAAGAAGACAUCUUUAAAACUCCACCUGGAAGAGAUGAACCAAUCAGAACAGUGAUGACAAAGGGAGUGGCUGGCAUCGGGAAAACAGUCUUAACACAGAAGUUCACUCUGGACUGGGCUGAAGACAAAGCCAACCAGGACAUCCAGUUCACAUUUCCAUUCACCUUCAGAGAGCUGAAUGUGCUGAAAGAGAAGAAGUACAGUUUGGUGGAACUUGUUGAUUACUUCUUUAGUGAAACCAAAGAAGCAGGAAUCUGCAGGUUUGAAGAGGUUGUGUUCAUCUUUGACGGUCUGGAUGAGUGUCGACUUCCUCUGGACUUCCUCAACACUGAGAUCCUGACUGAUGUUACAGAGUCCACCUCAGUGGGUGUGCUGCUGACAAACCUCAUCAGAGGGAAUCUGCUUCCCUCUGCUCGCCUCUGGAUAACCACACGACCUGCAGCAGCCAAUCAGAUCCCUCCUGGGUGUGUUGACAUGGUGACAGAGGUCAGAGGGUUCACUGACCCACAGAAGGAGGAGUACUUCAGGAAGAGAUUCAGAGAUGAGGAGCAGGCCAGCAGAAUCAUCUCCCACAUCAAGAAAUCACGAAGCCUCCACAUCAUGUGUCACAUCCCAGUCUUCUGCUGGAUCACUGCUACAGUUCUGGAGGACAUGUUGAAGACCAGAGAGGGAGGAGAGCUGCCCAAGGCCCUGACUGAGAUGUACAUCUACUUCCUGGUGGUUCAGUCCAAAGUGAAGAACAUCAAGUAUGAUGGAGGAGCUGAGACAGAUCUACACUGGAGUCCAGACACCAGGAAGAUGAUCGAGUCUCUGGGAAAACUGGCUUUUGAGCAGCUGCAGAAAGGUAACCUGAUCUUCUAUGAAUCAGACCUGACAGAGUGUGGCAUCGAUAUCACAGCAGCCUCAGUGUACUCAGGAGUGUUCACACAGAUCUUUAAAGAGGAGAGAGGACUGUACCAGGACAAGGUGUUCAGCUUCAUCCAUCUGAGUGUUCAGGAGUUCCUGGCCGCUCUUCAUGUCCAUCUGACAUUCACCAACUAUGGAGUCAACCUGCUGUCAGGAAAACCAACAACAUCACGGGGAUCUAAAGUGCUCAGAGACAGAUCAACAGGUUUCUACCGGAGUGCUGUAUACAAGGCCUUACAGAGUCCAAAUGGACACCUGGACUUGUUCCUCCGCUUCCUCCUGGGUCUUUCACUGCAGACCAAUCAGAAUCUCCUACGAGGCCUGCUGUCACAGACAGGAAGUAACUCAGAGACCAAUCAGGAAACAGCUGAGUACAUCAAGAAGAAGAUCAGUAAGAAUCUGUCGGCAGAGAGAAGCAUCAAUCUGUUCCACUGUCUGAAUGAACUGAAUGAUCGUUCUCUAGUGGAGGAGAUCCAACAGGCCCUGAGAUCAGGAAGUCUCUCCACAGAUAAACUGUCUCCUGCUCAGUGGUCAGCUCUGGUCUUCAUCUUACUGUCAUCAGAAGAAGAUCUGGACGUGUUUGACCUGAAGAAAUUCUCUGCUUCAGAGGAGGCUCUUCUGAGGCUGUUGCCAGUGGUCAAAGCCUCCAACAAAGCUGUGCUGAGUGGCUGUAAUCUGUCAGAGAGAAGCUGUGAAGCUCUGUCUUCAGUUCUCAGCUCCCAGUCCUCCAGUCUGAGAGAGCUGGACCUGAGUAACAACGACCUGCAGGAUUCAGGAGGGAAGAGGCUGUCGGCUGGACUGAAGAGUCCACACUGCAGGCUGGAGACUCUCAGGUUGAGUGGCUGUAACCUGUCAGAGAGAAGCUGUGAAGAUCUGUCCUCAGUUCUCAGCUCCCAGUCCUUUAGUCUGAGAGAGUUGGACCUGAGUAACAACGAACUGCAGGAUUCAGGAGUGAAGCAGCUGUUGGCUGGACUGAAGAGUCCACACUGCACUCUGGAGACUCUCAGACUGAGUGACUGUAAGCUGUCAGAGAGAAGCUGUGAAGCUCUGUCCUCAGUUCUCAGCUCCCAGUCCUCUAGUCUGAGAGAGCUGGACCUGAGUAACAACAACCUGCAGGAUUCAGGAGUGAAGCUGAUCUAUGAUGGACUGAACAGUCCAUACUGCAGGCUGGAGACUCUCAGUCUGUCAGGCUGUCUGAUCUCAGAGGAAGGCUGUUCUUCUCUGGUCUCAGCUCUGAGCUCCAACCCCUCCCAUCUGAGAGAGCUGGACCUGAGCUACAAUCAUCCAGGAGACUCAGGAGUGAAGUUACUCUCAGCGGGACUGAAGGAUCCAAACUGGAGACUGGACACUCUCAGGGUGGAGCCCGCUGGAGUCAGAUGGUUGAGAAGAGGUGUCACCUUUUUCAGCACUUCUGAGUUUGCAGAUUCCUGUGAACUCACAGUCGACACAAACACAAUGCACAGAGAACUCAAACUGUCUGACAACAACAGGAUGGUGACACGUGUAGAGGAGGAGGAGCAGCAGCCAUAUCCUGAUCAUCCAGAGAGGUUUGACUCCUGGCAUCUGCUGCUGUGUAGAGAUGUUCUGACUGGUCGCUGUUACUGGGAGGUCGAGGUGAGAGGAGAGGUUGGUGUAGCAGUGAGUUACAGUGAAAUCAGGAGGAAAGGAGACUUUAACGACUGUGUGUUUGGAUAUAAUGAUCAGUCCUGGAUUCUGGAGUGCUCUGAUCGUGGUUACACUGUCCGGCACAAUAACAGAGGGACAACCAUUUCCUCCUCCUCUGUCUCUGGCAGAGUAGCAGUGUAUGUGGACUGUCCUGUUGGCUCUCUGUCCUUCUACAGAGUCUCCUCUGACUCACUGAUCCACCUCCACACCUUCAACACCACAUUCACUCAGCCUCUCUAUCCUGGGUUCGCAUUCUGGUCUGGUCCUGGUGACUCAGUGUCUCUGUAGGACAGAGAGUCUCCUCCUGUUUCUCACUGCUGAUCAGUGGUGGAAUGUAACGAAGUUAAUGUACUUAAGUAAA
Messenger RNA from Perca flavescens (yellow perch), 4569 nucleotides. Its product is annotated as NLR family CARD domain-containing protein 3. Gene Ontology annotation, molecular function: protein binding. The record is from RefSeq and is a predicted model, not a curated record. NCBI's taxonomy places the organism in Eukaryota, Metazoa, Chordata, Actinopteri, Perciformes, Percidae. The coding region runs from base 207 to 4496 and encodes 1429 amino acids. The transcript has 20 exons.